AGAGAGAGAGAGAGAGAGAGUGCCCAAUCAGUGUUUGGGAACCAAUCAGCAUCUCCUUUGGGCUUCCUUCACUCCAGAGCAACCACACAAACAGCAGCAGCAGCAUCUCGUUCUCUGUUGAUUUGGACCACCGCUCGCUCUGAGACAAUGGGUGAAGCGGAGCUUCUCUCCACACCUCACAACAUCCAAAUCAGUGAGGUGACCUGUGACUCGUUCCAUGUUGCCUGGGAGAUGACGUCUGAAGACACGGCUCGUGUAACACAUUACUUCAUAGAUCUGAGCCGGAAAGAAGGAGGAGAGCAGAACCGCUUCAAACAUAGAGAUGUGCCUACCAAGCUGGUGGCCAAAGCAGUACCCCUGCCCAUGGCAGUAAGAGGCCACUGGUUCCUGAGCCCUCGGACCGAGUACUGUGUGGCAGUGCAGACGGCCAUCCGACAGCCGGAUGGAGACUACCAGGUGUCAGAGUGGAGUCAAGUGGUGGAGUUCUGCACUGGGGACUACGCAAUGGACCAUCUCCAGCAGCUUCUAGAUAAAGCUCAGGGAGUUGCUGGGAGGAUGCUUCGGUUCUCAGUGUUCUACCGCAACCAGCAUCCUGAAUAUUUCCAAUAUGUGAGGACACAAUGUGGAGGUGCGAUGCUCCCGUCUCUAAAAGACAACAGCGGCAGCCACGGCUCCCCUAUUAAUGGCAAGCUGUGCGGAGUCUUCCUCAGCUGCAAUACUGAAUUUGACACAGGUCUUCCUCCCAAAGAUUCCCCCUACGGACCCCUGCGCUUCCACAUCUCCGCCGGCCACCUCUUGAACCCCAACACCCACCUCUACUUUGCCGACUUCUAUUGCAUGUACACAGCUUAUCAUUACGUAGUGUUGGUGGUGGCCCCUGUUGGAUCAGAGGGGGAUCGCUUCUGCAGCGGCCGGAUGCCAUUGCUGGACCUCACGGCCAAUCCUUUCCUGAUUUACGUCCCGGGGCCGGAGCCAACGUUCUGUCACGCAAGCGAUGUUAUACUGGAGGUUUUAUACACAGAGCCAUUGGCUCUGGACCAGGGCACUCUGGUGCAGAUCAGUGGCCAUCAUCAGCUCAUGAGUCUCUCCACAGCCAAUGCCAAGAAAGACCCCAGCUGCAAGGUGUGCAACAUCAGCGUGGGACGCUGAGCUGAGGAUGCUGAGUGAAUAAGCUUGGACUCAAUGCUUUGGGAAGAACUGAGAUACAUCUGGAAUUUUGUCAGACUACAGAAGUGUCAGCCUCUGUACUCAUGACAAUUCACAUUCACAGUCUUGGAAGAGAAAGUCAACACCUUCAACAGUGUUAUGUGAUGCAAAGAUGAAAAAAAAAGCGACAAGCAAGCCUCUCAGGUGAAAGACAAAACUGGAGCACUGAGGCAUUCUCUAUAAAAACUAAGAAAUGUGAGUUAAAUUAGGUCUACGUUGUUUUGCUCUAGCAUGGAUAAGAAUAUAAAAUAAGCCAUAAGAUGUACAUACUGCCAAAUAUAUGUAACAUGUAAUAAAACGUGUAAUGUUUGUUGAUGAAAGCUUAUCCUCUCCCUGCCAAGUGCUUUUAGUCAUUGCUGAAAGGUGUAUUGUUCUCCUUCACUGUUUGGGAACCACUGCCACAUAGUUAAAUAAUUAAAAUAUGGAAUUAACACUCAUUUAUUUUUGUAGUGAACACAGUAUGUUCAGUUUCAAGGCCCUUCAAAGUUGUUUCCUGCAUCAACAAUCCAUAUUGGCAUAGCCUCUUGUGUCUUUGAUGACAUCCUGCAGUAUACUCUAUAUCGUUUCUGUCUGAAGGUUUUUAUUUCCAACAUGGAAUUUUUUCAGGAGAAGGAAAAUUAAUAUGUUUUAUUUUGGACCAAUUCUGUUGGACAUGACGUUUUCAUACAGUGUACAUGGCAGCUGGUGUUAUGAAAUGAUGUAAAAAGAAAUAAAAAAUAAGAGAUUUUGAUUGACUAAGUAAGUAUAUACUCAUUCAGUGAUGCAGCGUCUGAGUAUGCCUGGAAUGCGCAUGCAUUUGUGCCCUGUGAUUCGGGGUCCGUGACUCACAUGUUCUUCUUGCUUAAUCAAUGGACACACUCACCUUCAGCAGAGACACCUAUGUUUGCCCAAAGGUGAGUCACUUUUAGUUUUGCACAGUUUUUAUACAAGGCAUAGACAAUUUGUGUUGUAUUUCUCUCUGUUGCUAGUGUGGCUAUGUUAAUGACCUGUGUCCUCCAAUGUUAUGCAGUCAUGUGUAAUGAUGGGAUGAAUAGAAAACAUUGUAUGGAGGAGAUGAUAAAGUUCAUUUGUGAAUGCACCACUGAUUUUGCCAUAAGAUACAAUUUUAUAUA
This is a messenger RNA of Pygocentrus nattereri (red-bellied piranha), 2318 nucleotides long. It is a transcript of the gene phyhip, whose product is annotated as phytanoyl-CoA hydroxylase-interacting protein. The transcript has 5 exons. Gene Ontology annotation, molecular function: protein binding. Bases 148 to 1149 code for a protein of 333 amino acids. The record is from RefSeq and is a predicted model, not a curated record. NCBI's taxonomy places the organism in Eukaryota, Metazoa, Chordata, Actinopteri, Characiformes, Serrasalmidae. Gene Ontology annotation, cellular component: cytoplasm.